This is a messenger RNA of Myripristis murdjan (pinecone soldierfish), 1464 nucleotides long. RefSeq names its product somatostatin receptor 3 (gene sst3b). Gene Ontology annotation, biological process: neuropeptide signaling pathway. Gene Ontology annotation, cellular component: plasma membrane; neuron projection. The record is from RefSeq and is a predicted model, not a curated record. NCBI's taxonomy places the organism in Eukaryota, Metazoa, Chordata, Actinopteri, Holocentriformes, Holocentridae. The coding region runs from base 1 to 1464 and encodes 487 amino acids. Gene Ontology annotation, molecular function: neuropeptide binding; somatostatin receptor activity. The transcript has 2 exons.
AUGGAGAUCAUCCAAGCAUCCAAAGCGUCCACGCUACCCCAGGAAGCCACAGCAGCCACAUGGAGUAUCGACUCUGCACCACCGCUCUCGCCCAUCCUGCUUCUGCCUUCGCCCUCUGCGCCCCUUCUCAGUUUCACACCGACCGACGGCGCCUUUUUGCUCAACAGCACCUGUCAGAACUGCACUGAGCCUGGGAAUGCAGACCUCCCCAGUUUGGCUGGAGUCCUCAUCCCUCUUAUCUAUGUGACAGUGUGUGUCAUUGGCCUGGUGGGCAACACCCUGGUCAUCCAUGUUAUCGUCCACUACACCAGGAACGAGUCAGUGACCAACAUCUACAUUCUCAAUCUGGCCAUCGCCGACGAGCUCUUCAUGCUGGGCUUGCCCUUCCUGGCAGCGCAGAACGCUCUGCUCUUCUGGCCCUUCGGCUCGCUCAUGUGCCGUGUGGUCAUGACAGUGGAUGCCAUCAACCAGUUCACCAGCAUCUUCUGCCUGACGAUGAUGUCCGUUGACCGCUACCUGGCUGUGGUGCACCCCAUCCGCUCCACCUGGUGGCGGCGCCCCCGUGUGGCCAAAGCCGUCAAUGCCACCGUCUGGGCAGUCUCCUUUGUGGUGGUGCUGCCGGUGGUGGUGUUUGCAGACGUGCUCAAGGACGACGGGAACUGCAGCAUCGUGUGGCCGGAGCCCGCCGAGGUGUGGAAGACGUCCUUCAUCGUCUACACGUGCACCGUAGGAUUCUUCUGCCCCCUGCUGGUCAUCUGUCUGUGCUACCUGCUUAUUGUCAUCAAGGUGCGCAGUGUGGGGAAACGGGCGCAGGCCACAUCCUCUCGCCGCAGGAAGUCUGAGCGUAAAAUCACCAGGAUGGUCAUUGUGGUGGUGGCGGUGUUUGUUCUGUGCUGGCUGCCAUUUUACGCUCUGAACAUUGUCAACCUCCUGGUGGUGCUGCCCAGGGACUUACGGGGGCUCUACUUUUUUGUUGUAGUGCUGUCAUAUGCAAACAGCUGUGCCAACCCCAUACUGUACGGGUUUCUGUCUGACAACUUCAAGAGAGGCUUCAGGAAGGCCCUGUGUCGCUCGUCACGCAGGGUGGAGAAUAAUGACAGGGCUGGCACUGAGAUACAGCGCCCUACAGAGGAGUGGGCUGGCAUUGCACUUCAGCCACUAAAAAGUGUUAGAGUCACCAGCACCCACAAUGGAGACCAUGACGAGAAAGAAGAGCAGGAGGAGGCGGGGGAAAUGUCAGAAAUCUGCAGACCGUCACAGAACGGGAACAACAGAGGAGUGACACAGCCUGAACCAGUGCAGCCGGGUCACAGCACCAAAGUUGGGGAACUGACCGGAGAAGGCCUAGGCUUUGUGUCGACUGAGGUAAAGUCAACUUUGACAAAUCAGGUAAAGAGUGGAAGCAACCGGUCUUCUGACACAUCAACAGACAAAAAUACAGUACUUGAAAUCAGCUAUCUGUAA